This is a messenger RNA of Protomyces lactucae-debilis, 1689 nucleotides long. Its product is annotated as MFS general substrate transporter. The transcript has 2 exons. Gene Ontology annotation, biological process: transmembrane transport. The record is from RefSeq and is a predicted model, not a curated record. Gene Ontology annotation, molecular function: transmembrane transporter activity. NCBI's taxonomy places the organism in Eukaryota, Fungi, Ascomycota, Taphrinomycetes, Taphrinales, Protomycetaceae. Gene Ontology annotation, cellular component: membrane. The coding region runs from base 231 to 1637 and encodes 468 amino acids.
AGUGGCAACACUUGUCCACCACCUGACCAGCUGUACGAGAGCCAAUGUAGUUCCAUCAUGUCGAGACAUUGCGUCUCUGGUAAGUCUAUCGUCAACAUACUUGUCCGCGGGUGCUCGGAGCGUUAUGCUCCAGGCUGAGAUUACACCGCCGAACUUGAUUUGUUCAAGAUAAUACUUGCGAAAGAAGCGACGCUUUGUUGAACGAUCCUCCUGAUAUGUGCUAACGGUAGAUGUCUCAAAAGCAGAUUAUCCAAAACGCAACAUUCGAGAUUGAUGGUAUCGAUAGCGCAUUGUUACGGAAAAUUGAUUUGCGUGUGGUUCCAAUGAUCACCAUGCUCUAUUUUUUCUCUUUCUUGGAUCGAACAUCCAUCAGUAAUGCGCGAGUCGCCGGCUUGCAAACUGAUUUGAAGCUCUCCAACACGCAGUACAACAUAGCGCUGUCUGUGCUCUUCGUCAGCUAUGUCUCAUGGGAAAUCCCAAGCAAUUUGUUGCUCAAACGAUUCAGUCGGCCAAGUCUGUACCUUCCAAGCAUUGUGCUAGCCUGGGGCAUUAUCACCACGCUGACUUGUCUUGUGCAAAAUUUUGCUGGCCUGGUCGCUUGCCGUGUCUUUCUAGGCUUCACAGAGGCCGGCCUAUUUCCAGGCGCCAUCUUCUACCUCUCCCUCUGGUAUCAACGUCGUCAUUUAUUGCUGCGCGUUGCCAUCUUCUUCUCCUCGGCAACUUUGGCAGGAGCGUUCAGUGGCCUCUUGGCAACUGGUCUCACCAAGCUCAAUAAACGCGGCGGUCUGGAAGGCUGGCGGUGGCUCUUUGCAAUCGAGGGACUUAUGACUAUUGCCGGAGCUAUCGUUGCCUUCUUCUUCCUUGCAGACUUCCCAGCGACUGCCAAGUUCCUGUCACCCGACGAACGUCUUCGGGUCGUACAAACGCUGGAGAAGGAUUGGUCUGGGCACAAACUUGAAGGUGGCUUGGACUGGCAUCAAGUCCGCAAGGCAUUCAAAGAUUAUCGAGUCUAUCUAUUUGGCUUGCUCUGCAUUGGUAUCGCCCUGCCUACAUUUUCCUUUGCACUCUUCCUGCCCUCCAUCAUCUCUGCCAUGGGCUUCUCCGCCAUUUUGGCACAGGCACUCACUGUUCCGCCGUAUGCCUGUGCAUUCUUCAGCUGCAUAGGCACAUCCUACCUCUCUGAUCGAACUCAGCGUCGAGCACCCUUCAUCUUGUUCUGGACAGCGGUUGCCAUGGUUGGCUACAUCAUCCUCCUGGCAACCAACACCAAGACUCAACCAGCAGUGCAGUACUUUAGUGUCUUUCUGUGUGCAACAGGCAUUUUCACCGCAUCAGCGCUCAACAUUGGCUGGCUUUCCAAUCAAAUCCCCAAUGCAUCGAAACGAGCAGCUGGCGCAGGAUUCCAAUUGUCUGUAGGACAACUAGGUGGUGUGGCCGCGGCGUACAUUUAUCCAAGAACAGAUGCACCACGGUAUAGAACGGGGCAUGCUACUGCCUUGGGGUUUCUGUGCCUAGCCCUCCUCUCCACUUCAGCUAUCUGGGUUGUCUUGGCGAGGAGCAAUCGGCAGAUUGACGAGGCUGUGGCUCGUGGGCAAUUGAAGGAAGGCAGUGAAGAAACAUUCAGGUAUACGCUUUGAGUCAAAGUCAUACAUUUAGAUGCUAUGAGAUACUUGAUUUGGCAAUUUAAAG